Fonsecaea monophora is the source of this 561-nucleotide messenger RNA. RefSeq lists its product as hypothetical. The transcript is spliced from 2 exons. The record is from RefSeq and is a predicted model, not a curated record. Bases 1 to 561 code for a protein of 186 amino acids. NCBI's taxonomy places the organism in Eukaryota, Fungi, Ascomycota, Eurotiomycetes, Chaetothyriales, Herpotrichiellaceae.
AUGGUAGGUCCUGCAAAGGGCUAUAUCGAGGCGCUUGAGAUUCGAUUGAAAGAGACUGAGAGAGUGCUGUGGCGGAUCCUCUCGGCUUGCCAACAAGAAAGCUUGACGGCGGCCUUCUCUCCCGAAGCACAAGACCAGAUACCGCAACUUCUCUCCGUCGGAACUUUGAGCACCACUGAGGAGAAGAAGUCCGCCAUCGCCUUCUGGGAACAGUUCCCUCUGCACACUAUUGAAGACGUGCUUGUGUGGAAGGAUCAGGUUGAGAAUCCAUGUGCAAUGGACCCCACCGACAUUGGGGAGAAUCAAGAUCAGCAAUCGCAUCCGACAAACACUCCCAGUGAAGUACAAGACCAGGGCACACUGUCUCCGAUGGAUGAAGACACGGAUCCGUCAUCCGUGGCAAUGAUGCAAAAUCCUCAAGACCGUGCUAGCAACUCGUCUCAUGCGCCUGAAAUGGCUGAUGUUCGCAAUCAACGAUCUUCCGCCUCUGCAGCCAAUUCAGGCACCGCGGGUGGCAAGUUUUCCUUCCCAAAAGAGUUCCAGGACACUUUCGUUUGGUGA